Molecule: messenger RNA, 507 nt
Organism: Zophobas morio
Lineage: Eukaryota; Metazoa; Arthropoda; Insecta; Coleoptera; Tenebrionidae
Product: chymotrypsin BI-like
Exons: 4
Coding region: 1-507 (168 amino acids)
Biological process (GO): proteolysis
Molecular function (GO): serine-type endopeptidase activity
Source: RefSeq, a predicted model, not a curated record
AUGAAACAUAUGUUGAUGUUAUGUUUCUGCUCAUCUUUGCUCUUUUGUAAUAUUCAAAAUGCCUUACUUUUAGAACAACGCAUCAUUGGUGGUCAAGUAGCUCGAGCAGGACAAUUUCCAUUUUCAGCAGCAAUUUACAAAACUACAUCAGAUGGUAAUUAUUUUUGUGGUGGAGCUCUUUAUACCAAUCAGUGGAUUAUAACAGCCGGCCAAUGUGUUGACGGUGCUAUUUUAUUCACAAUUUAUUUAGGAACAAUCAGUCUACAAACACUGGGAUCAGGAAGUAUUAGACUAGCGACAGAGGAAUAUGUACUUCAUCCAGAAUUUAACCCUCUAACUUUGGAAAACGACAUUGGUUUAAUAAGACUUCGCAUGCCAGUGGAAAGGACCGAUUACGUUCAACCAAUGACAAAUUUACCCUCAAGCAAUGUGCCAGUAGGUGCAAAUUAUCUUCAAGCAAUGGGGUGGGGACAAACUAGUGAUAGUAUUUUUAUUUAUAAAUUGUGA